ACUUCCAAAAUUCUUUUAAAAAUCUGGCAAUCAUUGAUUGGUGUAAACUCCGUUGCUUACAAAAUGACGACAGUAGAGAACCUUUACAAAGCUUUUGGCGUUUUAGCUGAUGCAAAAGAUAAGGCUGGCGAGCAUGAGGCAGAAUUCCGUUUAUUUUUGGCUGCAGCUAAGGGUAAUGUUGGCGAGAAGAGACUAGCAUCUCAGUUCAUUUGUAGAUUUUUCAAAUAUUUUCCUAAUGCUCAGAAGCUUUGUGAGGAUUCAGAUGCAAGUAUUAGAAAACAGACUGUGAAAGACAUUCCUGCCCUUUGCAGAACAUGCCCAGAUAAAGUUUCAAAAUUUGCAGAUGCUCUGGCAAUGUUACUUGGUAGUGAAGAUGCACAUGAAAUUUCUGGAAUUCAAGGAUCUUUGUACAGUUUAUUUUCCAUUAAUAUUAAAGGUGCUCUGGAAGGAAUUUUCACAAGACUUUUACAAAGCCCUGAAGAGGAAGAUGAGGUUUUAGGUCUCAUAAGAGAGAGAUUGCUUCGUUUUCUUGUUCUUAAAAUUAAGCAACUUGGGGAUCUUGAGAAAGAUAUUGAGGAUUUUAUAAUGGAACAAUCAAAAAAGCUUUUGGAAGAUGUUACCAAGGAUGAGUUUAUUGCUGUAAUGGAAUUACUUCGAAGUUUAAAGACAAUGGCAACAGUUCAGUCUAGGCAACAGCUUGUAGAGAUGGUAGUUGAUCAAGCUGCUCUUGAUGAACCUUUUGAGGCUGCAGAUCCUGAUUGUGUUGAUAGACUUUUACAUUGUGUCAAAUCAGCAUCACCCAUGUUUUCAAAAAAUGUUCACUCCAAGCCAUUUGUUUUGUAUUUGUGUGAUCAUGUCCUACCAGUGUUAAAGGACUUGGCAAGCCCUGACGAAGAGACAAACAUCCAACUUGAAGUUCUGAAAACAUUUGCUGAAAUAUCAGAGUUUGCUGGAGACUUGGACAACUUGGAAAAAAGAGUCAACACUGUUUUCUUGGCAAUGCUGGAGUACAUGCCACUGCCACCCUCCGAUGAGAAAGAAGAAUCUUCAACUGAGGAACCAAAGUUGAGUUUUUCUCAAGUUGAGUGCCUGUUAUUUGCUUUCCAUCAGCUGGCCAGGAAGUGUCCUGGUUUUUUGUCUGAUGAGGCAAAUGUUGACAGAUUGAAGGAUUUUAGAGUACGAUUACAGUACUUUGCUCGCGGAAGUCAAAUUUGUAUUAAACGUCUGAAAGAAGCAUUACAAGGCAAAACUGGUGAUGCUUUAAGAACUGAAGAGAAUAAGAAGAGAAUUGUUGCUCUAAAGCUGUUCACAAACAUCACAAUGCUGGUCAAGGAUCUAAUGCACAAUCCACCAGCCUACAAAGUAAAUGUUACACUCUCCUGGAGGCCAACUAGGGAAAUCAAACCCAAUGAAAGUGGAGACAUUGCAAAAACCACUUCACCUGGACAAAAGCGUAACAUUACCCCAAUUACAUAUGAUGAAGCUAAUGGCAAGAAAAACAACCCUAAACAAGCUCGGACCUUGUAUCAGCCACCCAGUGGGAAGUUCAGUGACAAAGCUGGCUCAUACACAAAUUAUAACAUCAGAGGAAACCGAGGUGGACGUGGUCGUGGAGGCUUUAGAGCCAGAGGACGUAGAGGAUUCAGGGGAGGUGCUAGCACUGGAUUUUAUCAAAACAAGUUGUAGAUCCAGAAUCAACAGAAAUGUCUUUGUCAGAUGCACUGUACAUUUUAUGUUAAUUUUACAUGCUUUAAAAGGCUAGAAUUGGUUAAUGUCCAUUUUAAAUAAUAAACCUAGACAUCCUAUGUAAAUAUACAUUUUAUAAUUUUUAACAUGAAUAUGUUUUUAUUGUAAUUAUUGAGCAUCAAAAUGUGCAUCAAAUGAUUUUUUUAAAAACAAAGGGCGAUUAUUAAUAAGCAGCUGAAAAAUAUCAAGAAACUUGACGGAGUGAAUCACUACUGAAUGUUUGAAAGAACUUUUCCUGAACCUAACAGAUAACUGUUGCGGUGUAACGAAAUAAAUAAAUGCUUCUACGUGGUGCUUGUAUCAUGUUUAGAACAAAGCUAAUGCGUGUUCACUAACUGCCUACAACUUAGUGGGAAAUCAUCCUACAGGAUUGUAUUCUUUGGUAAAAUCUCUUAACAAGACUGCUGGACUCUUGGCACCACAUUGACUUGUAUCACCUUGGCGCCAAGGUAAGAGCUGAUACAUGAUUGCUUUAUUAUUUCAGAUCAAGGGAAGCCUCAAAAUAAUUUGGUUGUUGUUUUUUUUUCAGGUUCAAGGUUUAUACUUUUUUCCCUUCGUAACAGUUUGCCAAGAUCAGAUUUCUCAAGAUGACUCAAGUAGUUUACUAUACGUUUCUGGUGACUUAAAGUUUUAUGAUCAAAUUAUUGCAUUUCAGACACCCAAGACUGGAACAAUACUGGAACUAUUGCAGCACAUUUUUUCUUACUGUAUACUUUGAUUUACAGUUAUCUUGCAGAUUUCAACUUCCCUCAUUGCUUUCUCUGUUCUUAUAAAAAAAAAUGCUGGCUGGAUAAUUCAGUAAUAUAUUUAGGGUAUUUUCCUGCUGCUAUUGUUAAAAUUAAGGACAUGGUUCCAACACUAGCCUUGAGAUAAUCCCGCCAACAUUUUUUAAAGCCUUUUUUCUGUGAACAUUUAAUAAGCUUCCACAUUGUUUUAACAAGCAUGGUAUUUAUUAUUGCCAUAGGGUUGAGAUCAGUAGUAUUAUUUUCUUUUUGUGCAUGUUGCUUCUGUCAUUCAUUUCCUACAGAUCCUACCAGUCAAGAGAUGCUUGGUUCUGAUGAUAAUUUUUAAGUUUUUUUUUUUUCAGAACUCCACUUCAUUCAUGUUAUUAGAUGACUAGUGAAACCUUUUAGUUUUUUAAAAUAUCUACUAAAAUUAUUUUUCUUUUGCAGUAACAGUCUGUGGCUCUUAGAUUUUUUGUUUAUAGAAUUAUUGCUUUGAUUAGUAUUGCUAUGUAGUCUGUUUACUUGAUUACCCCAGUGAAACCUAUUACUGCCAUAGUUUGUCAAAGUUCUGGGUACAAAUAUGUGUACAUCAGGACAUCAAAUAAAUGAGCUAGGAAUAAAAUAGGAUGGGUGUUGUACAUUGUUUAUAAAUCAUUAAACAUUGAAGUUUUAA
Physella acuta is the source of this 3144-nucleotide messenger RNA. RefSeq names its product apoptosis inhibitor 5. Gene Ontology annotation, biological process: negative regulation of apoptotic process. The record is from RefSeq and is a predicted model, not a curated record. Gene Ontology annotation, molecular function: RNA binding. Gene Ontology annotation, cellular component: nucleus. Lineage: Eukaryota; Metazoa; Mollusca; Gastropoda; Physidae.